Molecule: messenger RNA, 864 nt
Organism: Ahaetulla prasina
Lineage: Eukaryota; Metazoa; Chordata; Lepidosauria; Squamata; Colubridae
Product: CD209 antigen-like protein E
Exons: 6
Coding region: 154-699 (181 amino acids)
Source: RefSeq, a predicted model, not a curated record
CAAGAAUGUCUCCAAAGCUACAAUUGUGCAACAUUUGGCAUUUUCCUGCUCUUCUGUCUGUUUUUGUACACCCUUUGGUAUAUCAGUUUAUGUGCUGUUGAAAAGGCAAAACGGGAUCCACUUCGUCAAGCAAUCGCACAAAUUAGGUAUUAUAUGAUAUCGCAGAAUGCCGAAUUUGGUGCCCUUAAUGAUACUGAAAUUAUCCUGAAAGCUGAGAAUGCAUCAAGAGUGUUGCUUCCAUGGGCUGAAAAAAUCAAAGAAAUUCAAGCAGAGAUUGGUGACCUUCAUUACAAACUGAAUCACAAAUGGAUAGCCUAUAACGGCCACCUUUAUUUACUUAAUCCUAAGGCAUCCACUUUUCAUGAAACAAUAAAAUUAUGCAAUGAUUCCAAAGCUUACAUAGCCGAUAUUCAAGAUGAAGCGGAGGAGAAGUACUUAGAAGAGGCAAUUAGACAAAAACAUGGUAGCUACUGGCUUGGAUUGCUUCACGAUGGCAGGGAAUGGAUAUGGUAUAAUACUGCACUUAAACCCCUUAAGACAUAUUGGAUGGAUAAAGAGCCAGCGAACGUUCGCGCUAAUAAAUGUAUGAGACUGCGGAAUGAAUGUAAAGAAAACCUGGUGUGUUGGUAUGCUGUACCUUGUAAUAUUCAAGGAAGAGGCAUUUGCAAGCAGAAACCGGAAGACAAAUGGAUAAUCUAAUUAUUUGCUGAAUGUUGCACCAAAUUGUAUUUGAUGAACUCAGUGAGACAAAAAUCCCAAUCGGUGAAGCUGCCUCUUAAAAACAGUUGCCCCAGUCAGCCACUGUGGAGGCAUGAAAGAACUCUGGAUUUUGACAUCAGCUUCCAAAUUCCUUUUCCAUCCUGC